AUGUCCAAAGAUGAGAUUUCAUCUACCAUCAAAGGACUUAAGCCCAAAAAAGCACCGGGUGCGGAUGGUAUCUCCAACCAAGCCCUCAAAUACUUUCCGGAGCAGGUGAUCGCCUUAUUGGCCAUAAUCUUCAACGCCUGCUUUGAAUUUAGCUAUUGUCCCACCUCUUGGAAAGAGGCAACUGUCAUUGGUAUUCCCAAGCCAGGCAAACCUCACCACCUCCCGUCCAAUCACCGUCCAUUCAGCCUCCUCAAGGCCAUGGGCAAACUUUUCGAACGACUCAUUCUCGUGCGCAUGAGGCGCUAUUUGUUUCCCACAGACGGCGACCCUCUUGUCAUCCCACAACAAUUCGGAUUUCGAGCCAAACACUCGUGCCCCCAGCAAGUUCACCGCAUAGUGGAAUAUAUCCUCACCGGUUUUUAUCCUCGUCGUCAAAAAACCAUCGCGGUCUUAUUCGACGUUGCCAAGGCAUUCGACAGAGUGUGGCACGAGGGCCUUUCUACAAAUUGUACGACUUAG
Parnassius apollo (apollo) is the source of this 519-nucleotide messenger RNA. The record is from the annotation of a GenBank genome assembly. Lineage: Eukaryota; Metazoa; Arthropoda; Insecta; Lepidoptera; Papilionidae.